AUGUCUAAUCAUUGUCACAAUCACAGUGGUUGUGAACACGAUGGUGAAAAUAACGAAAAAUCAGAAAUAGGCAUUCAGUAUAGCUUAUUUAAAAAAAUUGAUUGUGAUAAUUUGGAAUGUUUAAACGAAAAAGUUCAACAUUCAGGAAAAGAAGUUUUUAAACCAUGGGAAAAUAGACUUUGUAAAAAUAAAUUUGUUGAAAGUGACGUAGAUGAAGAAUUAUUGUUUAACAUUCCUUUCACUGGAAAUAUAAAACUAAAAGGGAUAAUAAUAAUUGGGGGAGAAAAUGAAUCACAUCCAGCUAAAAUGAGAUUGUUUAAAAACAGACCAAAUAUGAGCUUUGAUGAUGCUGCCAUUGAAUCGGAUCAAGAUUUUGAACUUCAUCCAGAUGCAAAUGGUAUUUUAGAAUAUUCUACAAAAAUUGUAAAGUUUUCUUCUAUACAUCACCUAUCUAUUCACAUCCCAAAAAGCUUUGGUGGUGAUUCGACAAAAAUAUAUUACAUUGGUUUAAGAGGAGAAUACAGUGAGGGAUAUAGGCAUGGGGUUACUAUAUGUACUUAUGAAGCAAGGCCUAAUAUAGCAGAUCAUAAAACGAAUUUAUCAGAAUCACUUGUACGAGAAAUACAGUAA
Molecule: messenger RNA, 630 nt
Organism: Pediculus humanus corporis (human body louse)
Lineage: Eukaryota; Metazoa; Arthropoda; Insecta; Psocodea; Pediculidae
Exons: 4
Coding region: 1-630 (209 amino acids)
Cellular component (GO): nucleus
Source: RefSeq, a predicted model, not a curated record